AUGAAGAGUUCAAUCCUGGUCAACACCCUCUUGGGACUGGCUUUAGGAGUAUCUGCCGCCCCCCGCCGAACCUGGAAUGUCCAUUCCGGGCCAAACAAUUACAAGGCAGGCUCCGUUCGACGACGAGCUAUCGAGGAGAGAGCUGAAACAUGCCCUGUCCCAGUCGACAACAUCAUCACGGCUCCCAAGACGACGCCUUUCAAGCCUCUGACUGAAGAUGAGCUGUCAUCAUUGGUCAAGUUCCUUCUGAAUGAGGAAACCGGACUCAACUUGACGGAUUCGGCCAGCCCAGACCUUUCCAUGAGUGACAACUACAUUUCUCAUCUUGAGGUCUUGAAGCCCAACAAAACCGACAUCCUCAACUAUCUCGAUGGCAACGCCACCAAGGUCCCCCGAUACGCCAGAGUGACGCUCUAUGAAGGCGCUGCAAAGGUCCCUGGCAUUGUUGACUACAUGGUGGGCCCUUUCCCUAUUGGAUGCGACACCAAGAUCAAGACCCUUGACUACUUCUACAAUGGUGUCAACGGCCCCAAGGUCCUUGUAAAUGCUGGGUACAAUGACGGUCCCCGCAGUGCUGCCAUUGACACCAUUGUUGGCAAGACCAUGGCCAGCAUUGCCGACAUUACCCUGGAUUUGAUUGACUUUGCCUACUAUGGCUCGGGCGACAAGAGGAACAAUGCAACCUACUUUGUUCAGAACCCGAGCUCCAAGGAUGGCACUUCCUCUCUCAUCUGGACACCAUGGCGACGUACAGGACUCGCACCAUAUGACCAACCCUCGGAUCUCUACGUGAGCUUUGAUGUGACUGGAACUGACCCGUCUUUGUACUCGGCAAAGAUGGUCCUCUACAACUUGGUUGUAUACGAGACUGUCGAUGCUUUCCGAAAGGCUUACGAAGAGGGCAAGAUUAUCAAAUCAACACCCCCCACCACCAACACAACUUUCCUGCACAAGGAUCGUUUCGGUGCCGUCAGAAAGCUUGAGGACCGCCUCGCCCCAACAGUUCUUGAGCUGGAUGGCAAGAGAUACUCCGUUGACAACGACAACAGCUACGUCGAGUACCUUGGCUGGAAGUUCUACACUCGCUUCGAUCGAGAUGUUGGCAUCCAAUUCUACGACAUCAAGUUCAAGGAUGAGCGAAUCAUGUACGAGCUCUCACUUCAAGAUGCCAUCGCCCAAUACUCCGGAAACAACCCUUUCCAAGCCGGCACUGCCUACAUGGAUCGAUUCUACGGCAUCGGCGCUCAGGCAAGCCGCUUAAUUCCUGGCUAUGACUGCCCGUAUCAUGCCACCUACUGGAGCCCCAGCUUCACUGACGGCACUUCGACCACGAACUUCAACAACACCAUCUGCAUCUUCGAGACUGACAUUGGGACCCCUAUCACUCGUCACGUCGACCAGAGCUACGUCCAGGCUACCAAGGGAUCCAAGCUCGUCGUGCGCCAGGUCGCUACCGUUGGUAACUACGACUACCUGUGGGAUUACUCCUUCUAUGUUGACGGCACAGUUUCCGUUGACGCUCAUGCUUCUGGCUACGUCCAGGGUAACUACUACCGCCCAGACGACGAAGGCAAAUGGGGCCCUCGCAUUGCCGAGACCAUUGCUGGAACUCUCCACACCCACGUUAUGAACUUCAAGGUCGACUUCGACUUGCUCGGCACUGACAACACCUUCUUGAAGACCGAAAUCGUGGUCAAGAACGUGACCCAGCCCUGGUUCCCGGAGCACGGCGAGUUCGAGAUGAUGGGAUACGAGUUUACCGAGCUUCAGACUGAGGACGAAGGCCUCCUUGGCGUUCCCGCAAAUGGACAGACCAUGUACACCGUCAUCAACAAGGACAAGGUGAACAAGUGGGGAGUGCCUCGUGGUUACCGCAUCGUCCCAGGUCUUUCCAACGUCCACCUCGCGUCCAUGAAGUCUCCCUUCUUCCUCAAGUCGGCCGAGUUCGCGAAGCAAGCCUUUGCCGUCUCGCGCCAGAAGGACUCGGAGCAUUCGUCGUCGGCCGCACUAAACCAGAACGCCCCCGCUGCGCCGCUGGUUGAGUUUUGGAAGUUCUUCGACGGCGAGCCUCUGGUUCAGGAGGAUCUGGUUGUUUGGGCCAACCUAGGCAUGCACCACUACACGCGAUCCGAGGAUAUUCCCAACACCAUCAUGCUGGAGGCGCACUCCAACAUCAUGUUCGCUCCCCAGAACUGGGGUGAUACUGAGGGCACCGUUGAUCUGACCAACGCGGUUAUUUACAACGAGGAUAAUGUCAACAGUGAUGGAAUUGUUGAGCCUGAGACCAAUGGUGUUUCGCCACCUGAUUGCCUUGUCCUCUCUCCUGAGGAUGAGCUCCUUGGAGUUUUCGAGACUUAG
This is a messenger RNA of Ilyonectria robusta, 2358 nucleotides long. RefSeq names its product copper amine oxidase. The record is from RefSeq and is a predicted model, not a curated record. Gene Ontology annotation, cellular component: plasma membrane. Gene Ontology annotation, molecular function: quinone binding; copper ion binding; primary methylamine oxidase activity. The transcript is spliced from 3 exons. Gene Ontology annotation, biological process: amine metabolic process. The coding region runs from base 1 to 2358 and encodes 785 amino acids. NCBI's taxonomy places the organism in Eukaryota, Fungi, Ascomycota, Sordariomycetes, Hypocreales, Nectriaceae.